Danaus plexippus (monarch butterfly) is the source of this 972-nucleotide messenger RNA. RefSeq lists its product as uncharacterized. The record is from RefSeq and is a predicted model, not a curated record. The transcript is spliced from 4 exons. Bases 277 to 882 code for a protein of 201 amino acids. Lineage: Eukaryota; Metazoa; Arthropoda; Insecta; Lepidoptera; Nymphalidae.
GUAGAAUUAUUAUCUGGAAAGAAAAUGUUCUGAUAUUUGACCUAUAUUCAUUAAAUGUUAAAUUGUCUAUCUGUGUGGUAAACUCAUAAUAUGAACUUAUCUACUGUUGUAAAUAAUUUAAACAUUAUUUUAAUAAAUUUAUGAUUUGGUUUGACACAUAAAAGGCUAUUUUUCUAUGGGUGGCUUUUAUAAAGGGCAUGAUGUCAUAAACCAAGUGUCGAUAUUGUGUUCUUAAAUUAAAAAAAAUUUUAGUUGAAUUUAAAUUAUUAGUUUGAUAUGGAUUCUGUCGAUAGCACAAUUGAAAAAAUAAAAAAUGACGAAGUUAACAAAGAGCGGUUACUUAAAGAGAAACGAGAAUUAGAAGCAACAAGAGCUUCUAUAAAUAAAUCUAUUCGUGAUACUGUAGCGCUAACUGAAAAGUCAUCUCUCCAGCAAUUGGAACUAACUAGGUCUAUUAAGAAACUACGAAAACAGUUACAGAUAGAAAAACUUCGACAAAAAAGUGUAACCUCACUGUUAAAUACGUCCCUUAAAGAAUUAGAAGACUUGCGUCAUAAAUCUAAUGUAGGUAUUUCCAAUGUAUGGGACCUACGCUCUUCCUUAUGCGCCGAAACUUAUACGACAUUUAGUUGUUAUGAUAUUUGGGCUUUAUUAAAAAAACCAACCCCUACAGAUCCUCCUAUUUCUCGAAUGAGUAAUUCAUUUAAUGAAAGUAUUAUUACUGAUACUGAAAACAGAGUAAAAGCGGCAAAUGAGAGGCGUUUAAAAGCGACGGCGGAGCGCGAUAGAUUGCUACUUGAGCCAGAAAAUGGCGUCGAGUUUUUGAGGAUAAAAAAUGCAUUAAAGUAUUCCUUAGAAAGAAUAACGGAUUUAAAGAAAUAAAAGACCACUUGUUUUGAAAAAUGAAGUACAUAUAUUGUUAUUCCUUUAAUUCCACAAGUUACACUUGUAAUAAAACAUUCAACCAGUAAA